CAUAUUUAGUUUUGUCUGAAUAGGAUAAAAAAAAACAUUUAUGCAUGCAAGAAUAAAAAAAAGUGGCAAGUUUUAUUUAGUUUAAAUGAUUUUGUGUUUCUAACAGAUCAAAUACACAGACAAUAGUUUUUGAUAAUUAUAGAAAACGUUAACUGGGUUGAACACUGAGGUAUAGCAUUACAUCAUCUGCAUAGAAUUGGACUUCUUUGCUGUGGCGCCUGAUAACUGACCUUAAACACUGCAGGUUCAUGUGUCGGAAAAUUGAACCAUUUCCCUUUUGGAAACAUUUGCCUGAGUGUAGUCCAAACAAACAAAUCUCUGUCAUUCAUUCUGGUUUACAACUUUAGUUUUUCUGCUUUCUUCUGCUGAAAUCUUUACAUUUCUUUUGUGAUUUUGGAGGGGGGGGGUCCAUGUUCAGUUCCACUGUGGGACAGUUCUGUGGAUGCAGAUCUGUCCGCGUCAGGACGGUGCGUAGUCGUGGUUGGGGGGUGGGAACAGGUUCUCAGAGCAGCUGGGAACGGCCCUGCACCCCCCCCUUCCCGCCACUGCUGUGAAUGUUUUUCCACAGAAAGGGGGGGCGUCUCCGGGAUCCGUCCUGACAGGACCGUGAACAUGCCGCGGCUCGGCGCCGUCCCCUCAGCGCGUCAGUGAGCGGUCGGACUCGGGGCCACAGCCGCACGCCGGGAUGGAGCGCAGCGACGGCGGCGACCAUGACAGCGGCUCCCCGCAGAACACGAUGUGGAAGCAGAUCCAAGCCCGCGCGAAGCCGCUGCUGCUCAGCCCCAAGCUGGGCAACCGAGACCCGGACGAGCGCAGGGAGCGCAGCGGCUGGGUGUUCCGGAAGAUCAAGCGCCGGGACCACGCCGCUCUGGACCGGGUCAUCUCGUCGUCGCAGCCCGACCUGCUGUCCGCCGCUCAGGUGGAGGCGGAGGAGGAGGCGCCGCUCUGCGGCACAGCGCCCGGUGGCGGCGGCGCUCCGGCCCGGGAGAAGCUGCACUCCUCCGUUAGACGCAGGUCCGCCGCGGGCGGGAAGAAGCCCACGGUGGCGCAGCUGGUGCAGUCCCACCACAAGAGCUGCUCCGUGGGCUCCGCAAACCUCGAACUGUCCGAGCCUGCGAGCGGCGGCGCGGCGGCCGCUGCAGCGGCGGAGGCGGCGCGGGAGCGCGCCGGGCCGGGCGUGGGGGCCUCAUGGUCCUCAGGACAACCUCCUCAGCCGGCCGUCUCCAGCUCCGGCAUGUACAAGCUGGACAUCCUACUCAAGAGAGGACACAACCUGGCCAUCCGGGACAGAGGAGGUACCAGCGACCCGUAUGUCAAGUUCAAGCUGGCUGGAAAAGAGGUGUUCAGAAGCAAGACCAUCCACAAGAACCUGAACCCGGUGUGGGACGAGAGGACCACUCUGGUGGUGGACAGUCUGAGUGAGCCUCUGUACGUGAAGGUGUUUGAUUAUGACUUUGGCCUUCAGGAUGACUUCAUGGGUUCUGCGUUUCUGUACCUGGAGUCUCUGGAGCAGCAGAGAACAAUUCCCGUGACUCUGGUCUUGAAGGACCCUCAGCUCCCGGAUCAGGACCUGGGGUCUCUGGAGCUCGCCGUCACGCUGACGCCCAAAGACAGCCCCCUGCAGGAGCCGCACGACAUGCCGCAGCGCUCUGAGGUUACCACGUACCGCUGGAAGCCGUAUGUACACAAAACCAUGCUGCUCAGGAGGUCCUGGAAACGGUCCACAAAGCAGCAGCAGUCCAUGCGUCUCUCUGAGCUGCAUCGGAAAUCUCAGCUCUGGCGAGGGAUCGUCAGCAUCGCGCUGAUCGAAGGUCGGAACCUGAUUCCCAUGGACCCCAACGGCCUGAGCGACCCGUAUGUGAAGUUCAGGCUGGGACCCCAGAAGUACAAGAGCAAGACGCUGCAGAAGACCUUGAGUCCUCAGUGGAGGGAGCAGUUCGACAUGCACAUGUACGAGGAGACCGGAGGAGUCCUGGAGAUCACGGUGUGGGACAAAGACACCGGCAGGAGAGAUGACUUCAUUGGACGCUGCCAGCUGGACCUCUCCACUCUGGCCAAGGAGCAGACCCACCACCUGAAGCUGUCAUUGGAGGAGAACAGGGGCGACCUGGUGCUGCUGGUCACAUUGACCGCCACGGCCGCCGUGUCCAUCACAGACCUGUCCAUCACGCCGCUGGAUGACCCGUGUGAGCGCAGGGUGAUCCACCAACGAUACAGCGUGAGGAGGUCGUUCUCCAACUUCAAAGACGUGGGCAUCGUGCAGGUGAAGGUGCUGAGAGCAGAAGGUCUGAUGGUUGCCGACGUCACCGGUAAAAGUGACCCGUUCUGUGUGCUGGAGCUGAAUAACGACCGCCUGCAGACCCAUACAGUGUACAAGAAUCUCAACCCGGAGUGGAACAAAGUCUUCACUUUUAACGUGAAGGACAUCCACUCAGUGCUGGAGGUGACCGUGUUGGACGAAGACAGAGACAGGAGUGCUGACUUCCUGGGGAAAGUGGCCAUUCCUCUGUUAAGUGUCCAUAACGGCCAGCAGAGGGCGUACCUGCUGAAAAACAAGGAGUUGACGGCCCCGACCAAAGGGGUGGUCCACCUGGAGAUCGAGGUCAUCUACAACACUGUCAAAGCUGCUUUGAGGACAGUUGUUCCUGCAGAACAGAAAUACAUCGAGGAAGAGCCCAAAGUCUCCAAACAGCUGCUGCAGCAGAACUUUAACCGGGUGAAGCGGUGCAUCCUGGUCCUCUUCAGCUACGGCACCUACAUCAACAGCUGCUUCGAGUGGGAGUCGGCGCAGAGGAGCAUCCUCUCCUUCGUGCUGUUUGUGGUGGUGGUGUGGACCUUUGAGAUGUACAUGCUGCCGCUGUUCCUGGUGCUCCUGCUCGUCUGGAACCACUUCUUUUCCUCAAGUAGAGAAAUGACCGACGGGUCCAUGGAGGCCAUGUUUGAAUGGGAGGAUGAAGAAGAAGACAAGGAGGACAAGGACUCUGAGCACAAGGGCUUCAUGGAGAAACUGUACGCCAUCCAGGACGUGUUCAUCAGUGUGCAGAACGCUCUGGAUGAGGUGGCGUCCUUUGGAGAAAGAGUUAAAAACACUUUUAACUGGACAGUGCCUUUUCUAAGCUGGUUGGCGAUCGCUGCCUUAUGUUUGGCCACAUUUCUACUCUACCUCAUUCCUCUACGAUACCUGGUGCUCGCUUGGGGUGUAAAUAAGUUCACCAAGAAGCUGAGAGACCCAUACAUGAUCGAUAACAACGAGCUGCUCGACUUCCUGUCCAGAGUCCCGUCAGACGUUCAAGUGAUGCAGUACCAAGAGCUGAAGGUCGAUCCCGGACAAAGCCCUAACAAACGCAGGCGGACCAACCCCAGCUAGCUGAAGACACUCAACUGUAAACAAAACAAAAAGUCAUUUUGGAAACGUUAACUUCCAUGUCUAUUUGGAUUAGAGAGUACUGACUGUUGCUUUUUCUUCCUGUGAAGAGUUAUUUUCUAAACUUUUGAAGAUAAAAUCUUCUUUACAGCCUUUUAUUUCUCAUCCAUCUUAAGGUCGUGUCACACAGCCACGGCGUACAUUUUGUGCAUUUUCCAUGUAUGAAAUUUCGGUCUUUCGUGAUCCGAGCGUUAGAAGUGUUUCUUGCGCUAGUCCAUGUGCUCAGAUGGGUUCCAGCCGGCAGGUCUUUGUUAUUUUUGGUCUUGAGUUGUUCAAACUACACGCGUAUUUUACGUAGUUUAAACGCAAUUAUUACGUAAAUCUUAUGCAAUUGGACGUGAUUUUUGAGAGACGCACACGCAAAUGUGUGUCUUUCCACGACCGUUCCAUGUUUGUCUAACGGACUUUUCACGCAUGAACCACCUAUGUAUAACUUUUAGAUCACGCAUACGGCACACAGAUCACGUUAACCUUACGUAGCUGAUGCACGAAUCGUUAAUGUACGUAGUGGCUGUUUGACACGGCCCUAAAGUUAGGUAUGACAAUGUUUCAGGAAUGCGUGUUUGUUGGGUGUUAACAACAGUCUGCAUGAAUCCGUGACGUGCUGCUGCUGCAUGAAGAUAACUGUGUCAAAGUGAAAAGAUUAUUGGUCUGAUUAUUUUUGUACAGUUUGAGUCUUCGGACUCGUCUCAAGACUGAGCUGCAUGUUUGUUUCUUACGCUGCUGCUCUGUGUUAUCCCCAUGCACACACAAAACAUACACACAUGCAUUCUAUACAUUUAAUAUAUCUUUUUUAUUUUUAAAUGUACACUAAAUUAAACUAAAUGCUGAACUUCAGUGAGUCAGGGAAAGAAGUGUUGCCAUGGAAAUUUAAACCAAAGUAAAGAGAAUUUUUACCCACUAAGGUUUCUUCGUGAGUUUGUCUUAUUUCUGUUUCACUGACUUUAUUUGGAACUAUUUUUAUGAUUGUAAUUCUUAAUUUGAUUUUGCAGUUGUUUUAUUUAUCUAUUUUUAUUGCAUGAAUUUAAAAUUUGUUUUAAGUUAAUUAAAGUCUCAAUGUUUUUUUUUGUAUUUUUAUUUUUACAACAAUCUGCAGAAAUAAGUCCUUAUUAUUAGCCAUCAACGACUGUAACCAUCUUUGUCAGUAGGGGGUGCUGCAGUUUAGUAAAUCAAACUCAGUUUGUAAUAAAAUAUUUACAAACUAAAUAAAAAGUAAAUUCCAGUUUGAUUCCAGAAAAGGAUCUAAGCCAUAAUGAUUCAAGUUAAAUUUCAGAAUAAAAGGUCCAUCGUUGAAUUGAAACCACGGAUUGAUGAAAAUCUGAAUGGCGGCACACGCCUUCCCCGGUUCUGUUAGCUCAGAUUAAUCACAACGUUCUGACAAAUAUGUCAAAAAUGGCAAAGAAGAAAUUCUGAUUGACAAGCUCAGCUAAAGAGAAAAUGGAAUUAAACCCUUUGUGCAGAAAUCAGAGGAUAAAGUUUGGUUGAUGUCCUGCAGGAAUCAUUUUCAGACACUAAACAACUAAUUUAUACUUUUUUAUCCUUUUUUAAAUCAAUUUUUUUUACCUUUAACGUGUCUUCUUCCUCCGUUUCUUCCUGUAUGUUUGAAGCUGUUGUUGAUGUUGUGAUGGACUGCAUGUCUGAGCAGACGUCUGUGUUUACCUGCAUGACUGAACAUAAACUCAAUGCUGAAUGUGAGCUGCAGGCGCAUCAAAUCGAUGUUAUUGAGCUGAAAUGUUCAAUGCUUAGUCUAUGUGGAUGGACAGCUUUCUCUGAGAAAAAUAUAAAUAUAUAUAUUUCUUCACACA
Oryzias latipes (Japanese medaka) is the source of this 5229-nucleotide messenger RNA. RefSeq names its product multiple C2 domains, transmembrane 1b (gene mctp1b). The record is from RefSeq and is a predicted model, not a curated record. Gene Ontology annotation, molecular function: calcium ion binding. Lineage: Eukaryota; Metazoa; Chordata; Actinopteri; Beloniformes; Adrianichthyidae. Gene Ontology annotation, cellular component: synaptic vesicle membrane. Gene Ontology annotation, biological process: regulation of neurotransmitter secretion.